GUCUGUAGUGUAAAUGAAAAUUGAUAAACUACAUAUAGCCUUUUACAGGGCUUUUUUAACUUGAUUAAUUCGCAAAACAUAGAUUUACAUGCAUAUUUUGAUGUUUGCGGGACAAUUUAGUAAAUAAAAUAAAAUUUAAGAUUAUUCUAACAGUCGGUAGCAUGCUGUCUUUGGCGAAAUAACUAUUGUGAACUUAGAAGUUGUCAUGGCGAUUUGUAAUUCACAAAAUAUCUUUCCUCUAACAUCAUAUUUAUUAUAGCUUGUUACGUGAUAUUAGAUUUUCAAAAUGGCGGCAUCUUAUGCCAUAGUCUUUAGUUAAAUCACAAUUCAUUUGACAAUUUAUUUACUGUUGACAAACGAUUCUCAACCUUCCAAUAGAAAAACAGUAUACAUGAGCCAUUGCAUGCGCAAUCUUUAUUUGCAAAGAUUGUGACAAUACUCGAUACUUCGACUAAUUAAAACUACAACGGCUUCAUUAAGCUCUAUAAUUGACUGCAAAUAACAAUAAUCAGCAAUUACUAAAAGGCACAGCGAUAUUCUGCAUGAUUUCUAUAAUCUCCUCGUUCAAUUUACCGUUUCUGCAGUUGGACUUGAAAUUGGGCACUUUUCAAAGCAAACAAAAUUCAAUUUUGCAUGGCUCUUGCAAAUAAGAAAUAUCAACACAUGUCAUGGAAAAUGAGAUUGUUCGCAGAAAAAAUAAUGAAAUGUUUAAGCAUAACCGAACGGGCCAACUGCGCUCGACCAUUAAAUAAGGUUCAAUUUGCGAGGGUUUUCUUAUUCAAAUUUAUCAUGAUUAAUGAAUUGGCGCUCAUAUUAUAAAAAUGGCGUUUGCGUCUAGUGUCUUGUCAGUUGAGUGAAACAUGUUUUGGUGCUUCCUCACGAUUUUGGCGGGAGUUUUUGUGCAAGGAGAGCUUGAAUGUAGAAAUGGAGCAACAGUGGAAAAAACGAAAGCAACGCUCACUUGUGAUGGAAACAUGACUGUCUACGUGGACGGAAAACAGGUUAACAACAAAAUCUCCAACUACACGAUUGCACAAAAAACCAUUAUCCCCCCAAAAUCAUCCAUCCUCGUGAUUCACUGUGGCAAGCUUCUCCAGAAUGAAAGAACCAGCGCAAUUUUGGGCAGUAUCGGCAAUUCCGUAGUGACGUCGAGUAAAAAUUGGAUGUGUACGGACGAAUCAGCGAGGAACCCCGCGGAGUUGACAUCGUGGGCUCACGCUUUCGUUCAUCAAAAUAAUAGCGAGGUUGGUAUCCCGUUUGGAGUUGUAUCCGGUAUUUCAAGCGAGGCGGAAUGGAUUGGAACAAGCAAAGUGGUAAAUGGCACAGGUUCGCUGUACUGCAGAUUAACUCUAUGCCCCAUAAAAGAAUGCGUAACCAUGUACACAACUCGUGUUGAGAAUCACAAGCUCGAGGGUUUUGUUUUUUCUCAAUUUCAUGUUAAACAUGUUGCACAAUGCGGCAUGAAGUGCUUCGCUGAGAAAGAUUGUCGAUCAUUUAAUUUCAUUCCUUCCUCGUUGAGUUGUCAACUCAAUAAUUCAACUGAACGUUUGGGCUCAAAAAACCUCAAACCAGCUCCAGGUGUGAUGUAUUUCUACAAGAAUGAUUGAUGGACGAACGAGAAAGCCUCUUAGCGAUUUGACAAAUGAUAUACUCUGUUAUAACAGACAUAUAACUAUCAAACUUUCAGAACAGACUGUCCCAAGCACCUGUAUGUACGAUACUAUAACAAGAAUACUCAUGAAAAUAAUAUACAGAAAAAAUUAUUAUAGUCAAUUGACUGUAAACGCUUUACAAGUUGUUUCCAUGUGCAUGUAUAAACCUUCAAAGUAUAAACAUUUAUGCGGGGAGUAAUUUGCACAAAUUUAAGUUAUUAGCGAUAAGAUCUAUAUUAUAUCACGCUUUCGUAUCUCCAAGGCAGAAUCACUUUCCAUAGUAUAACUCCUAGUAUCAGUUAGCUGAUCAAUCAUACCUCAUGAUACGUUAUGUUCAGAC
Molecule: messenger RNA, 1992 nt
Organism: Dendronephthya gigantea
Lineage: Eukaryota; Metazoa; Cnidaria; Anthozoa; Malacalcyonacea; Nephtheidae
Exons: 3
Coding region: 861-1607 (248 amino acids)
Source: RefSeq, a predicted model, not a curated record